Messenger RNA from Heterocephalus glaber (naked mole-rat), 7166 nucleotides. RefSeq names its product ubiquitin specific peptidase 32 (gene Usp32). The record is from RefSeq and is a predicted model, not a curated record. NCBI's taxonomy places the organism in Eukaryota, Metazoa, Chordata, Mammalia, Rodentia, Bathyergidae. Gene Ontology annotation, molecular function: calcium ion binding; cysteine-type deubiquitinase activity. Gene Ontology annotation, cellular component: Golgi apparatus. Gene Ontology annotation, biological process: protein deubiquitination.
GGGGAAGGGGGCGGGGUGUGAGCAGGUCACGUGAUUUGCCAUGGAGGCGGUGGCGGCUGCCGGGAGGAGCCGCCGGGGCAGAAGCCGCACUUGUUAGUGUUGGGGGAGGAGGGGGUCGGGGGACGCCGACACCAACAGCCGGGGACGCCGAGGACAAGGCGAGAGGGGGUGGGGGCAGGAUCAGGCUCCGACCCCCAGCUGAGGGAUGAGGGGAGCAUGGGCGCCAAGGAGUCACGGAUCGGAUUCCUCAGCUACGAGGAGGCGCUGAAGAGAGUUACAGAUGUAGAGCUGAAACGACUUAAAGAUGCCUUUAAGAGGACCUGUGGACUCUCAUAUUACAUGGGCCAGCACUGCUUCAUCAGGGAAGUGCUUGGGGAUGGAGUACCUCCAAAAGUUGCUGAGGUGAUUUACUGUUCUUUUGGUGGAACAUCCAAAGGGCUACACUUCAAUAACUUAAUAGUUGGACUUGUCCUCCUUACAAGAGGCAAAGAUGAAGAAAAAGCAAAAUAUAUUUUUAGUCUUUUUUCAAGUGAAUCUGGGAGCUAUGUUGUACGAGAAGAAAUGGAAAGAAUGCUCCAUGUGGUGGAUGGUAAAGUCCCAGAUACACUCAGAAAAUGUUUCUCAGAGGGUGAAAAGGUAAACUAUGAAAAGUUUAGAAAUUGGCUGCUUCUAAACAAAGAUGCUUUUACCUUCUCCCGUUGGCUACUAUCUGGAGGUGUAUAUGUUACCCUCACUGAUGAUAGUGAUACUCCCACUUUCUACCAAACUCUGGCUGGAGUCACACAUUUGGAGGAGUCUGACAUCAUUGAUCUGGAGAAACGCUAUUGGUUGCUGAAGGCUCAGUCCCGUACUGGACGAUUUGAUUUAGAGACCUUUGGCCCACUUGUUUCACCACCUAUACGUCCAUCUCUAAGUGAAGGCUUAUUUAAUGCUUUCGAUGAAAAUCGUGAUAAUCACAUAGAUUUUAAGGAGAUAUCUUGUGGGUUAUCAGCCUGUUGCAGGGGGCCCUUGGCUGAAAGACAAAAAUUUUGCUUCAAGGUAUUUGAUGUUGACCGUGAUGGCGUUCUCUCCAGGGUUGAACUGAGAGACAUGGUGGUUGCACUUUUAGAGGUCUGGAAGGACAACCGUACUGAUGAUAUCCCUGAACUAUGUAUGGAUCUCUCUCACAUUGUAGAAGGCAUAUUGAGUGCACAUGACACCACAAAGAUGGGCCAUCUUACGCUGGAAGAUUAUCAGAUCUGGAGUGUGAAAAAUGUUCUUGCCAAUGAAUUUUUGAAUCUCCUCUUCCAGGUAUGUCACAUAGUUCUGGGCUUAAGACCAGCUACUCCAGAAGAAGAAGGACAGAUUAUUAGAGGAUGGUUAGAACGAGAAAGCAGGUAUGGUCUGCAGCCAGGACACAAUUGGUUUAUCAUCUCCAUGCAGUGGUGGCAACAAUGGAAAGAAUACGUCAAAUACGGUGCCAACCCUGUUGUAAUUGAGCCAUCAUCUGUUCUGAAUGGAGGAAACUUUUCAUUUGGAACAGCAGCAGUACAUCCUAUGGAGCAGAGUGAAGAUAGAAAUGGAGGCAGCUUCAGUUAUGUGAAUACCACAGAAGAGAAGUCUUCAGACAACAUUUCUACUGCAUCUGAAGCUUCUGAAACCGCUGGCAGCGGAUUUUUGUAUUCUGCCACACCUGGGCCAGAUAUGUGCUUUGCUCGACAACAUAACACUUCUGACAAUAAUAACCAAUGUUUGCUAGGAGCCAAUGGGAAUAUUCUAUUGCACCUUAAUCCUCAGAAGCCAGGAGCUAUUGAUAACCAGCCAUUAGUAACUCAAGAGCCAGUAAAGGCUACAUCAUUAACACUAGAAGGAGGACGAUUAAAACGAACUCCACAGCUAAUCCAUGGGAGAGAUUAUGAAAUGGUCCCAGAACCUGUAUGGAGAGCACUUUAUCAUUGGUAUGGAGCAAACCUGGCCCUGCCCCGACCAGUGAUCAAGAAUAGCAAAACAGACAUUCCAGAGCUGGAAUUAUUUCCUCGGUAUCUCCUUUUCCUGAGACAGCAGCCUGCGACUCGGACACAGCAGUCUAACAUCUGGGUGAAUAUGGGUAUGAUGAGCCUGAGAAUGUUCCCUCAGCAUUUACCAAGAGGAAAUGUACCUUCUCCAAAUGCUCCUUUAAAGCGAGUGUUAGCCUAUACAGGCUGUUUUAGUAGAAUGCAGACCAUCAAGGAAAUUCAUGAGUAUCUGUCUCAAAGGCUGCGCAUCAAAGAGGAAGAUAUGCGUCUGUGGCUGUAUAAUAGUGAGAAUUACCUUACUCUUCUGGAUGAUGAGGAUCAUAGAUUGGAAUAUUUAAAAAUUCAGGAUGAACAGCACCUGGUAAUUGAAGUACGAAACAAAGAUAUGAGUUGGCCUGAGGAGAUGUCCUUUAUAGCAAACAGUAGUAAAAUAGACAGACACAAGGUUCCCACAGAAAAGGGAGCCACAGGUCUAAGUAACCUGGGAAAUACAUGCUUCAUGAACUCAAGCAUCCAGUGUGUUAGUAACACACAGCCACUGACACAGUAUUUUAUCUCAGGGAGACAUCUUUAUGAACUCAACAGGACAAAUCCCAUUGGUAUGAAGGGCCAUAUGGCUAAAUGCUAUGGUGAUUUAGUGCAGGAACUUUGGAGUGGAACUCAGAAAAAUGUUGCCCCAUUAAAGCUUCGGUGGACCAUAGCAAAAUAUGCUCCCAGAUUUAAUGGGUUCCAACAACAAGACUCCCAAGAACUUUUGGCUUUCCUCUUGGAUGGUCUUCAUGAAGAUCUCAACCGAGUCCAUGAGAAGCCGUAUGUGGAACUGAAGGACAGUGAUGGCCGACCAGACUGGGAAGUAGCUGCAGAGGCCUGGGACAACCAUUUGAGAAGAAAUAGAUCUAUUGUUGUGGAUUUGUUCCAUGGACAGCUAAGAUCCCAAGUCAAAUGCAAGACGUGUGGGCAUAUAAGUGUACGAUUUGACCCUUUUAAUUUUUUGUCAUUGCCACUACCAAUGGACAGUUAUAUGCACUUGGAAAUAACAGUAAUCAAGUUGGAUGGUACUACCCCCAUACGAUAUGGGCUAAGACUGAAUAUGGAUGAAAAGUAUACAGGUUUAAAAAAACAGCUGAGUGAUCUCUGUGGGCUUAAAUCAGAACAAAUCCUUCUUGCAGAAGUACAUGGUUCCAACAUAAAGAACUUCCCUCAGGACAACCAGAAAGUACGACUCUCAGUGAGUGGAUUUUUGUGUGCAUUUGAAAUUCCUAUCCCGGCAUCUCCUAUUUCAGCUUCUAGUCCUAUACAGACAGAUUUCUCCUCUUCACCAUCUACAAAUGGAAUGUUCUCUCUAACUACCAGUGGGGACAUACCUCGACCACUAUUCAUCCCUAAUGGAAUGCCAAACACUGUUGUGCCAUGUGGAACUGAGAAGAACUUCACUAAUGGAAUAAUGAAUGGUCAUAUGUCAUCUCUUCCUGACAGCCCCUUUUCAGGCUACAUCAUUGCUGUCCAUCGAAAAAUGAUGAGGACAGAACUGUAUUUCCUGUCAUCACAGAAGAAUCGGCCCAGCCUCUUUGGAAUGCCAUUGAUUGUUCCAUGUACUGUGCAUACACGGAAAAAAGAUCUUUAUGAUGCAGUCUGGAUUCAGGUAUCUCGACUAGCCAGCCCACUCCCACCUCAGGAAGCUAGUAAUCAUGCUCAGGAUUGUGACGACAGUAUGGGCUAUCAGUAUCCAUUUACUCUACGAGUUGUGCAGAAAGAUGGGAACUCCUGUGCUUGGUGCCCAUGGUAUAGAUUUUGUAGAGGCUGUAAAAUUGACUGUGGGGAAGACAGCGCUUUCAUUGGAAAUGCCUACAUUGCUGUGGAUUGGGACCCAACAGCUCUUCACCUCCGCUAUCAAACAUCACAGGAAAGAGUUGUAGAUGAGCAUGACAGUGUGGAGCAGAGUCGACGAGCGCAAGCUGAGCCUAUCAACCUGGACAGCUGUCUCCGUGCUUUCACUAGUGAGGAAGAACUAGGGGAAAAUGAGAUGUACUACUGUUCAAAGUGUAAGACUCACUGCUUGGCAACCAAGAAGCUGGAUCUCUGGAGGCUUCCUCCUGUCCUGAUUAUCCACCUUAAACGAUUUCAGUUUGUAAAUGGUCGAUGGAUAAAAUCACAGAAAAUUGUUAAAUUUCCUCGUGAAAGUUUGGACCCUAGUGCUUUUUUGGUACCACGAGACCCAGCUCUCUGCCAGUGCAAACCACUCACACCCCAGGGGGACGACCUCUCUGAGCCAAGGGUUCCUGCAGAAGAGGUGAAGAGAGUGGAUGCUCAGAGCUCCACAGGGGGUGAGGAUGUGCUCCUGAGCAAGAGCCCAUCUUCUCUCAGUGCAAACAUCACCGGGAGCCCAAAAGGUUCGCCUUCUUCACCAAGAAAAAGUGGAGCCAGCUGUCCCUCCAGUAAGAAUAGCAGCCCUAACAGCAGCCCACGGACUUUGGGGAGGAGCAAAGGGAGGCUCCGGCUGCCUCAAAUUGGCAGCAAAAAUAAAUUGUCAAGUAGUAAGGAGAAUUUGGAUGCCAGCAGAGAGAAUGGGGCUGGGCAAAUCUGUGAACUGGGUGAUACCUUGAGCCGAGGGCACUUGCUGGGAGGCAGCCAACCUGAGCUCAUCACCCCCCAGGACAAUGAGGUCACUUUGGCCAAUGGAUUGAUCCUUUAUGAGCAUGAAGCCUGUGGCAAUGGCUACAGCAACGGUCAGCUUGGAAACCACAGUGAAGAAGACAGCACUGAUGACCAAAGAGAAGAUACUCAUAGUAAACCUAUUUAUAAUCUGUAUGCAAUUUCGUGCCAUUCAGGAAUUCUGGGUGGGGGCCAUUAUGUCACUUAUGCCAAAAACCCCAACUGCAAGUGGUACUGUUACAAUGACAGCAGCUGUAAGGAACUUCACCCUGAUGAAAUUGACACCGACUCUGCCUACAUUCUCUUUUAUGAGCAGCAGGGGAUAGACUAUGCACAGUUUCUGCCAAAGAUCGACGGCAAAAAGAUGGCAGACACAAGCAGCAUGGAUGAAGACUUUGAGUCUGAUUACAAAAAGUACUGUGUGUUACAGUGAAGCUGUCACUCUGGCUGCUAGGUAGGCUGGUGGUGAGGGAGGUGACCCCUUGUAGCUGACAUUUGGCAAAAGCAUUGCUGAAAAGUAGGCUAAAUGUAGUUUUAUCCUGUGACCCUGAAGCACAAAAUAAAACUCCUAAUUAAAAUAGAAUUAACAUGAAGAGUAGUGAUAACUUUUUUUUGAAGUCUCUCACAAGUUCUCCGUGGAGAACUUGUAGGCAAAUCCCACCAUUAGCCUGUAAACAAAAGGGUCAGACACCAGCCACCUGGGACCAAGUAAGAAUUAGAUUGUGCUUGUCCAGAUACGAACAAACUUGUAGUGAGUAUAGAGUUUACCAGUAAUCAUAAUAAAAUGCUAAAGAUUUCCUUGGAGUCAAAGUAAAAAACAAGAAAUUGUAGUGUUGUCUGGAGACGACAUGAUAUGCUACCUCCUUUUUCCUGAAGUUUUAUUCCAUUAUAUUGAUAAGAUGGAGAAAGCAAGAUCAUGAAGGUGUGCAAAUGUUUCUUGGGGCAUGGACACAGAUUUUUUUAGUUUAUUUUUUUAAUUGUUUGCCCUACUCUUGUUUGUCAGCCUUGCAUUUUGUUUUUGUUGUGUUUGUGUUUGAGACACAACCUUCUUUGGUGGCAGAGGCAUGUAGUAGUCAAAUCUGAACGGGAGAAUCUUAAAAACUAUGUGCCUUCUACCCCGGGUCUUAGUUGAGAGGCCCAGUAGAAAGGACAAACAUCCUGGGAAAUCCAGCUGACAUGGCCUCCUGAUAGGGGCGUCUUGCUUUUAGGGUACUUCAAGUAUCCUCAGAAAUGUAUCCCCCACACGUACACUGCUGAGUGUGGCAGGGAAGUUGCGAAUAUUUGCACCAUCUUCCCAUGCAUCUGUUGCACAAAGAGCCUCUAGGGAGGUGAGUGGCAUCAAAGCUAGAUGGUAUUUCACAUGAGUGGUUGUCUUUUUCUUUUCUUUGUUUUGCACUUUAAAAGAGAGAGAAAAUACGUACAAACAAACUUACUUGUAUUUUAAUGGCUCUAAGGGCUACAGAUUAACUUGAUUGGGAUAUGUACCCUCACCAUACUAAAUUUAAAAACAAAAUACAUCCCAGACAUUUAUAGUCAUGCAAUUUUUUAAAUAAAAUUGUUAGGUUUAGGAAGUAAACUGUUUUGUUUGCAUGCACCCCCCUUUUUUUCUUUCUUUCUCUUUUUGCACUAGUCAGCAGAAGUUAUGUUUCUUUGCUUCAUGUUUCUUCUCAGAUUAUUCAACUGGAACAAAAGUAUAAAUGUUAUUUAUUUCAGACAGCAUUUUUUUCUGUAUUGUUUUUUAAUAUAUAGUCAAAGGAAAUGUCUCAUCUUUAUUUUUGAUCUUUUUAAAAAAUCAUUUAGACCCUAGAAGUUGAUUCUCAUGUAUUAUCAGAUUCUAUUACCUUUCCUUUCCUCAUAGGUAGUAAAUACCAAUGUAAUUAAACAUUUGUGAUCUGAUAUCUGAAGCCAGUAUACCUAGUUCUUUUCAGAGCAUUUCAAAAGGUUGUCUUAAAUGGCCACCAAAGUUGAAGUUCUUUUCAGAAGAAUGUAAUUGCGAGUAGGAAGUAGUGGCCUCAUUGGUAUAAUGUAAUAAAGUCAGACAAAAUGUAUACUUUAUAGUUUUUGAGUUUUUCACUGUAUAAAGUCUGUCCUUUCCUACCUGGACAAACCAAUGAAAAAGUGGAAAAUUUUAAAUAAUUUCCUUACAGAUAAUUUAUUUAAGCAGGUAGCACAAUCUACUAAUAUUGUUUGAUCUGUAUUUCUUAUAUGGGUUGUAAUUAAUUUUUUAAAUUCAUAAACUAGCAGAAAAUUUAUUAAAUUAACUAUUAACUACAUUCACCUUGUAAAUUUCUGUAUAAAACUUGUUGACAAUGCACUGACUUUAGAAAGAUGUUAAUGUAUAUAAAUAGAAUGUAAAUAAAAUAGUGUUGCUGUACUGAAAUAUGAGCUGUAUAAAGAAGUAUUGGUAAUUGUAUAUGGAGUGUACCUGUUAUCUGUAACUAUUAUCCAAACAAAUUAAAUACUGUGGAUGCCCAUGUGCUGUUUUUCCUCGUACAAGUAAACAAAACAUCAACUUCUUCA